AUGUCACACAACAGUAAGGCCAAGGCCAAAGGUAUCAGUGCAACUUCAUUCUUUGAUCUCAAGGCGGAAACAUCCAAGUGGGAAGAAGAACUUGCAAGAAAUAAAGCAGCUGGUAAAAGUACCGCAAUUGUUGGAGGCGUAUCUCGACCUAACAAGAAACCCACUAUAUGGUCAAGAGCCAACAAGGGGGUCAACGAACGACAUGCGCGAGAUUUGGAGUUGGAGGCUAUCAGCAAACCGACGCUCGAAUCUGCAAAGGCGAAAUUGGAAAGAAAGGCGAAGAUAUAUGACAAACUCAGGAAAGGGAAAUCCGGGGGAUUGUCUGAAAAACAAUACAAGUCUCUUUUGGUAGAUUUUGAAUCCAAAGACAUGCCCGAUAGGUUUGAAUCAGACAGCGACGAUGUAGACGAGUCUUUGCAUGUUCCUCAACCUCCAAUGGAUGCAGAUGAUGAAAUAGUCGAAUACGAAGACGAGUUUGGUCGUGUAAGGACUGCUCUCAAAUCCGAGGUACCGCGCGAGUUCUUGAAGGAGAAGGGAGAGGACAACGAUGAUGACGACGAGGAUAUUGUAAUCAGUGAGACCCCUCUCUCGUGUACUAUUGUGUGCUGA
This is a messenger RNA of Marasmius oreades (fairy-ring Marasmius), 609 nucleotides long. RefSeq lists its product as uncharacterized. The transcript has 5 exons. The coding region runs from base 1 to 609 and encodes 202 amino acids. Gene Ontology annotation, cellular component: nucleus. Lineage: Eukaryota; Fungi; Basidiomycota; Agaricomycetes; Agaricales; Marasmiaceae. The record is from RefSeq and is a predicted model, not a curated record.